GUUUUGUUUCUUUUUAUAACUCGUCCCCGGCGGGGUCAGUCUGCAGGGCGCUCCGCCGUUCUGACUGCUCGCGCCCCAAUGGCGGCUCCGGAGCUGCGCCUGGACGGCUCCAUCCGCUUCUGGGUCCUGCUGCCCGUGGCCUGGAUCGCUCUGGCCGUGGGGAUUCUGCGGCUGCGCGUGGCGGGGCUGUUGCGGGGCGAGCGCGAGCUGGGCUGGCGCGAGCAGCGGCGGGACACGCAGAUUUUGGCUCGUAGCCGCCUCCUGAGAGAAAAUGGACGAUUCCUCACACAUCAGGGCUUCCUUAUGCGCAAGCACUACUUCAAUAACCCCGAAAGUGGCUUCUUCCGCAAAACCAAGCGCAAGAUACAGCCCCGGAACCCACUGACAGAUCCCACCAUGGUCAUGGAGAUGAUGAAGGGCAACAUUGUCAAUGUGCUGCCCAUGAUCCUUGUCGGAGGCUGGAUCAACUGGGCCUUCUCUGGCUUUGUGGCUACCAAGGUUCCUUUCCCCCUGACCCUCCGGUUCAAGCCCAUGCUGCAACGUGGAAUUAACCUGCCUUCACUGGAUGCCUCUUGGGUGAGUUCAGCCUCCUGGUAUUUCCUCAAUGUUUUUGGAUUGCGUCGAGUGUACAGUAUCGUCUUGGGGGAAGAGACAGCUGCAGAUCAGAAUCAGCUCCUAUUGCAAGAUCAGUUUAUGGGACCAGCUGUGCCUACACCACCAGAUCCCAACAAAGCCUUCAAGGCUGAAUGGGAAGCAUUAGAGCUGGUUUCUCAUCACUGGGCUUUGAAGGAUGUGGAAGAACAGCUGAUGUCGCAGGACCUUGAGCUGGCAGGGAUGUUUGGACCUGACUGAUCCCACCUGUGAUAGUUAUGGGCUAUCCCCAAGCUGGCAGGGCGACAGCGUGUGCACAGAGAUGCACGCAUACCCCUCGGGGUGGCAGAAGGCCAUCUCAUUAUGCAUGGUGUGUGGAAAAGUGUGGAGUGGCUUUGUCUUUUUCAAGACGUUACAGUAGACAGCUGAAGAUUAUAGACUGAUAAUUCUUAAUCAUAGUGGCAGGUAAUAGCACCAUUUGAACUGUGGUUGCAUCUACACUGCAGAAUUAAUGCAGUUUGAUACUGUUUUAACAGCCAUGGUUCAGUGCUAUGGAAUUCUGGGAUUUGUAGUUUUGCAUGGUAUUUAGCCUUUUCUGCCAGAGAGCUCUGGUGCCACAACAAACUACAAAUCUCAGGAUUCAGUAGAAUAGAGGCAUGACAGUUAAAGUAGUGUCAAUGUGCAUUAAUUCUACAGUCUGGCAGUAGCCUGUUUCUCAGUGGCUGAAGUGUUGAAGGUAGUUGGAGCUAGCACAUUAAUGACGAAAGGUUGCAUUUUAUGUUCUACUUGGAGUGGAAAGUCAAUAUAAGAGGCCUCAGACUCUUGCACCAUGUAGCUUGCAGAGCAGUUUUAUCUAUUAAACUGAGGCAGCUGCAACUGUG
This is a messenger RNA of Sceloporus undulatus (fence lizard), 1472 nucleotides long. Its product is annotated as ER membrane protein complex subunit 3-like. The record is from RefSeq and is a predicted model, not a curated record. Gene Ontology annotation, cellular component: EMC complex; membrane. Bases 79 to 852 code for a protein of 257 amino acids. Lineage: Eukaryota; Metazoa; Chordata; Lepidosauria; Squamata; Phrynosomatidae. The transcript is spliced from 8 exons. Gene Ontology annotation, biological process: protein folding in endoplasmic reticulum.